CUGCGCUCCGCACCGCCCCUCCCAGGCCGCCGUCCGGACGAGCCGGUCCGGGCUUGUCGGCAGGAAACGCGGCCCAGCACCUGAGAGGGGGAGCCGGCCCCAAGCGGGAGCGGACGCGGGCCCAGGUCUGCGCGGGAUAUUGAAGGAUGUUUGUUCCAAGAUCUCUGAAAAUUAAGAGGCAUGCUAAUGAAGAUGGCAAAAAUUGUGUGGCUAAGAAAAUUAAACCAGAAGCAGAAGACCUUCAGUCAGACAAAGGCAGAGAUGUUCCAUUUGAUGCUUUAGUUACAGAAGAAGCCAUAACACCAGAUAGGCACAGCAGCGAGUCUUGUCCCUUCCCCAGUCCAGCUGGCCAGUUGGCUGAGGUUAGUUCUGUAGGACCUGAGCAGGGCACAAAGGACAGCCAUCCUUUUGAAGAGCCUGUUAAGUCAUUUUCCAAAACACAGCGCUGGGCAGAACCAGGGGAACCUGUCUGUGUUGUCUGUGGCCGAUAUGGAGAGUAUAUCUGUGAUAAGACGGAUGAAGAUGUGUGUAGCUUGGAGUGCAAAGCAAAACAUCUUCUACAAGUUAAGGAAAAGGAAGAGAAAUUAAAACUCAGCAAUCCGCAGAAAGCUGAUUUGGAGCCAGAGACUCCACUGAAUUCGUUGUAUGUCUACAAAGAGCACCCUUUCAUUUUGAACCUUCAGGAGGACCAGGUUGAAAAUCUUAAACGGCAGCUGGGAAUUGUAGUUCAAGGGCAAGACGUCACGAGGCCCAUCGUUGACUUUGAACAUUGUGGUUUCCCUGAGGCCUUAAAUCACAACUUGAAGAAAUCAGGCUAUGAAGUGCCGACCCCCAUCCAAAUGCAGAUGAUUCCGGUGGGACUUCUGGGAAGAGAUAUUCUGGCCAGUGCAGAUACCGGCUCAGGAAAAACAGCUGCUUUUCUUCUUCCUGUUAUCAUCCGAGCAUUAUUUGAAAGCAGAACUCCAGCUGCGCUCAUUCUCACACCAACAAGAGAGUUAGCCAUUCAGAUAGAGAAGCAAGGUAAAGAACUGAUGAGUGGCCUGCCACGCAUGAAAACUGUGCUUCUCGUGGGGGGCUUACCCCUACCCCCCCAGCUUCACCGUCUGCAACAACAUGUUAAGGUUAUCAUAGCCACCCCUGGGCGACUUCUGGAUAUAAUGAAACAGAGCUGUGUAGAACUCUGUGGUGUAAAAAUUGUAGUAGUAGAUGAAGCUGAUACCAUGUUAAAGAUGGGCUUUCAGCAGCAAGUGCUUGACAUUUUGGAAAACGUUGCAAAUGAUUGUCAGACCAUUUUGGUUUCAGCCACAAUUCCAACUAGCAUCGAACAGCUAGCAAGCCAGCUUCUGCACAAUCCCGUGAGAAUCAUCACCGGAGAAAAGAACCUACCUUGUGCCAAUGUGCGUCAGAUAAUUCUGUGGGUGGAAGACCCAGCCAAGAAGAAAAAAUUAUUUGAAAUCUUAAAUGAUAAGAAACUCUUUAAGCCUCCAGUGUUAGUGUUUGUGGACUGCAGACUAGGAGCAGAUCUGUUGAGUGAUGCCGUUCAGAAAAUCACAGGGCUAAAAAGCAUAUCUAUACAUUCGGAGAAGUCACAAGUGGAAAGGAAAAACAUAUUGAAGGUUUGA
Propithecus coquereli (Coquerel's sifaka) is the source of this 1622-nucleotide messenger RNA. RefSeq names its product DEAD (Asp-Glu-Ala-Asp) box polypeptide 59 (gene DDX59). NCBI's taxonomy places the organism in Eukaryota, Metazoa, Chordata, Mammalia, Primates, Indriidae. The record is from RefSeq and is a predicted model, not a curated record. Gene Ontology annotation, molecular function: nucleic acid binding; ATP binding; RNA helicase activity. The transcript has 6 exons. The coding region runs from base 147 to 1622 and encodes 491 amino acids.